UCGAUACCUACACUAGCAUUGAAUCCGUUGGCGGAUCGAUACCAAUCACAGGCUUAAAAGCUACUAGGCUAGAACCGAGAAACGCUUACCAGAAAAAACAAGAAAAAAUGACAUUUGUUUGUUUGCGUUGCGAGUGGUGGAUGGAUAUGAACCGGCAGUAAAAUUUCUGAAUAAUUAAAGAUCGUUAAUUUUUUUUAUAAUUAUGAUUUUUUUAACAUGUAUUAAAAGUGUAAAUCAUGCAAAAGUUAUCUAAAGUAUAGGUACAUUCGUAGUGUUAUAGGUUAGGUUAGGAGAAAAAACAAACAGAAUGAAGCUGUACUGCCUGAGCAGCGACGCGUCGAAGCCGUGCUUCGUGCUGUCGUUCAAGGAGCUGCUGAUCAUGCUGGACUGCGGGCUGUCGGCGCACCCGGUGCUCAGCUUCCUGCCGCUGGCGCCCGUGCCCAGCGCGCGGCUGCAGGCGCUGCCGGGCUACACGCCGCCGCACCGGCCCGACCCCGCGCUCGACGGCGAGCUCAAGGAGUGCUGCGGCCGCGUGUUCGUCGACAGCGUGCCCGAGUUCUGCCCGCCGCUCGACAAGGUCGUGGACUUCUCGCAGCUGGACGUGAUCCUCAUCUCCAACUACACGUGCAUGCUGGCGCUGCCGUUCAUCACCGAGGACACGGGCUUCAAGGGGCAGGUGCUGGCCACGGAGCCCACGCUGCAGAUCGCGCGCUUCUACCUGGAGGAGCUGGCGGCGUGGCUGGGCGGCGCGGGCGCGGCGGCGGCGGCGCGGCGCUGGAAGGAGCUGCUGCACGUGCUGCCGCCGCCGCUGGCGCACGCGGCGCGGCCGCGCGGCUGGCGCCGCCUGCUGGCGCCCGGCGCCGUGGCGCGCUCGCUGGCGCGCGUGCGCCGCGUGGGCUACGACGAGCGCGUCGACGUGUACGGCGCGCUGGACGCCACGCCCGUCAGCUCGGGCUUCUGCCUGGGCUCGGCCAACUGGGUGCUGCGCUCGGCGCACGAGAAGGUGGCCUACGUGAGCGGCUCGUCCACGCUCACCACGCACCCGCGGCCCAUCAACCAGGCGGCGCUGCGCGGCGCCGACCUGCUGAUCCUGGCGGCGCUGACGCAGACGCCGGCGCACAACCCCGACCACAUGCUGGGCGACCUGUGCGUGCACGCAGCCGUCACGCUGCGCGGCGGCGGCUCCGUGCUGUGCCCCGUGUACCCGUCGGGCGUGCUCUACGACCUGCUGGAGUGCCUGUCGGCGCACCUGGAGGGCGCGGGGCUGGCGCACGUGCCGCUCUACGUGGUGGGCCCCGUGGCCGAGGCCUCGCUGGCCUACAGCAACAUCCUGGCCGAGUGGGUCUCGGCGGGCAAGCAGGCGCGCGUCUACCUGCCCGAGGAGCCCUUCCCGCACGCGGCGCUGGCGCGGGCCUCGCGGCUGCGCCACGCCACCUCGCUGCACGACGACGCCUUCAGCGCAGACUUCCGCCAGCCGUGCGUGGUGUUCUGCGGGCACCCGUCGCUGCGGUUCGGCGCGGCCGUGCACCUCGUGGAGCUGUGGGGCUCCAGCCCGCAGCACGCGAUCAUCUUCACCGAGCCCGACUUCCCGCACGCCGAGGCGCUGGCGCCCUUCCAGCCGCUGCAGAUGAAGGCCUUCCACUGCCCGAUCGACACGUCGCUCAACUACUCGCAGGCCAACAAGCUGGUGCGCGAGCUGCGGCCGCGCGAGCUGGCGCUGCCCGAGCAGUACGCGGCGGCGGGCGCCGGGCCCCCGCGGCCCGCCGUGGGCGGCGACGUGCCCACCGUGCUGGUGCGGCGCGGCGCGGCGCGGCGCGUGGGCGCGCGGCGGCGGGCGGCGCGGGGGGCCCUCUGCGGCCGCCUGGCUGCCGGCGGGGCGGGCGGGGCCGCCGGCGCCGGCGCGCCGCGCGAGCUGCGGCCCGGCGGGCCGCGCGCCGCGCCGCUGGCCGCCGCGCUGCGCCUGCGCGACAACCGCCUGGAGCUGCUGACGCCGCCGCCGCUGCCCGGCGCCGCGCCCGACGCCGCGCCGCCCGCCGUGGCGUGGGGCGCCGUGGACCGCGCGGCGCUGCUGCGCGAGCUGGCGCGCGCCGGGCUGGGCGAGGCGCGCGUGGAGGCGGGCGCGGGCGACGCCGCCAUCCUGCACCUGCCGGCCGUGGACGCGCUGCUGCACCUGGAGCCGGCCGCCACGCACGUGUUCUGCGACGCGCGCCCGCACGUGCGCCGCAAGCUGCGCGACGCGCUGGCCGCCGCGCUGCCGCACCUCUAGGCCCGCCCCG
Messenger RNA from Pectinophora gossypiella (pink bollworm), 2276 nucleotides. It is a transcript of the gene IntS9, whose product is annotated as integrator complex subunit 9. Lineage: Eukaryota; Metazoa; Arthropoda; Insecta; Lepidoptera; Gelechiidae. Gene Ontology annotation, cellular component: integrator complex. Gene Ontology annotation, biological process: snRNA processing. The transcript has 3 exons. The record is from RefSeq and is a predicted model, not a curated record. The coding region runs from base 308 to 2266 and encodes 652 amino acids.